UAGCACUGGGCGUAUCCAAACACUGCGCGGCUUGAAGAGCAAGUUGGCUGAGUCUUUUUGAAUCAUAUCAGCAGAUCACCAAGCACAGGACAGUGCCAGGAGAGCAGCACAGCAUCAACCUGGAAGGAGUCGAGCGCAGGACAGUCAACAUGAGCAGAUGUCUGAUCAGCAAACCGGACGUGCAAGGUUUCAUCGAGAGGUGUAUGGUAGCCGUGGGCACCCAGCCACAUCACGCCCGCAGCCUGGCUGAGGUGCUGGUCGAAGGAGACCACAGGGGCCACUACAGCCAUGGACUCAACAGAAUGGACAUGUACGUGAAGGACGUCCAAUCAGGAAUCUGUGCCAAGGACGGUGAACCGGUGGUGGAAAAAGAGAGUGCAGCCACAGCACUGGUGGAGGGCAAGAACCUUUUGGGUCCUGUCGUGGGAAACUUCUGCAUGAAUCUCGCCAUUAAGAAAGCCAAAGAGGUUGGGAUUGGCUGGGUGGUGGCACGUGGCUCCAACCAUUAUGGUAUUGCAGGAUACUACGCAUUGCAAGCUCUGAAGGAGAACAUGAUUGGCAUGUCAUUUACCAACACAUCCCCACUGGUGGUUCCCACACGUGGUAAAGAGUGCACUUUGGGCACCAACCCCAUUAGUGUGGCAGCUCCUGCUAAUGACGGAGACAGCUUUGUUCUAGACAUGGCCACAUCAGCAGUAGCACUUGGAAAGGUGGAGCUCUAUGAACGGCGUGGAGACCCCAUCCCUGAAGGCUGGGGCUGUGACGCCAACGGCAAGCUGAGCACCGACCCUAAGAAAGUUCUGUCCGGAGGAGGACUGGUGCCGAUUGGUGGAAGUGAAGCGACAGGAGGGUACAAAGGCUACGGUCUGGGAAUGAUGGUGGAAGUGUUCUGUGGUAUUUUGGCCGGUGCCCAAUACAGCAAUCAUGUUCGCACAUGGAAAGUAACUGACCGUAUUGCCAACCUGGGUCAGUGUUUUGUGGCGAUUAACCCAGAAAACUUUGCUCCCGGGUUCAGUGACAGGAUGUCUGACCUGCUGUCCAUCCACAGAGGAAUGGAACCAGCUGACCCCAACGUUCCCGUUUUGACUGCUGGAGAUCCAGAGCGGAUGAACAUGAAGAGGUGUGAUGACAUGGGCGGCAUCCCUUACCACAUCAAUGUUGUUAACUACAUGAACGACUGUGCUAAGAACAUUGGUGUCAGCCCGCUGCUGCCCUGCGACAAUCUCAUCUCCAAUUAAUCAAUCCAAGCCAAGACUGUCAGUAUUGGAAGAACCUACAACUCGAGUCACUUUGGGAAUGCAAUCCUGUUUAUGCACAUGUUACAUUGCAAUCAUAUUUUACGGAUUUUAACUGCGCACAAUACCAUUUUUGUCACAUGAAAGUUUUAAUUUAAAAAAAGGACUUAUAUCAUGCAUGAGAAAAAGGAGAAUAUUUCCUUUCAUAUUUUUUGUGUCUGUUGCUUCCACAUGUAAACGCUGAAUGUGAGACCACAAAAUACGCACACUUGUUGUCUAAAGCUGUUGUAAGUUGCAUUGUGGCUGUUUGCUGGAGGUGAAUGAGUUAAAAAAUAUUUGAGUGGUAUUGCUGGAAAAACCAAAGCUAAAGUUGUUGUGCUUUGAGUCAUUUGAGUUUAUUUGUCCAGUUAUAAAGCAGACAAAAAGAUUUAAAGGUUUUGACUUUGAAGUCAUCGUAAAAAACACUAUUGUGCCUUAUUCAAUAAAAGCCAUAUGAAAGAAAA
Molecule: messenger RNA, 1738 nt
Organism: Larimichthys crocea (large yellow croaker)
Lineage: Eukaryota; Metazoa; Chordata; Actinopteri; Sciaenidae
Product: Malate dehydrogenase
Exons: 11
Coding region: 150-1238 (362 amino acids)
Molecular function (GO): oxidoreductase activity
Source: RefSeq, a predicted model, not a curated record